UGAAUACUUUCCAAUUUACUCUCUUUCCCUCUUUCCUUCACUAUUUUUAUAAUUAAUUUGGUAAGUUACUUAAUUUUAUAACAGGACCUAAAAAAAAGAUACAUUUGUGUGGGGAAGAAGAGGGCAACUUAUUUGUUUGGAAUUGGAAUUGGGAUUGGGAUUGUGAUUGGGAAGGCAUGGAUGUCUUCCGACCGAGGGUUCAUUUUUGCCCCUUUUCAACAAGGAGCACAUAUUUCAGCAUUAGAGCUCGGGCAAGCUUCAAGUUUGAACAAGAAAAUGACCCUUUUUUCCAGGCCGCCAUUGAACGAGCUUCACUUCGUCUCCGGGAGUCUCACUCUCCAGAUCCUCUCUUUAUUGACCCUUAUGUCGGCUGCCUUCUUCCUUCUAAUAGUCUGCAAGACAUGGAUCAACAGCUGCAUCCCUACUGUCUUGCAAUUAAGUUUAUUGAUGACAAGUUGCUCGAAACAAUGCAAUCUACUGAUGGACUGAAACAGGUUGUUUUGUUAACAGAUGGACUGGAUACACGACCUUACAGGCUCAAUUGGCCAACAUCAACUUUAGUAUUUGGCAUAUGCCCCGAGAAAGUAUUUAGAGGAGCAGUUCAGAAGCUUCAAGAUGCUGGGGCUAAGAUUCCAAGAGGAUGCAUGUCUUUUCAUGUCCCAUCAGAGUCUUUUGACAUAGAACAUAUACUGCGCAGUAAAGGAUUCUGCGGUACAAGACCAAGUAUAUGGGCUUUUCAGGGACUGCCUGUUGUGAACUUGGAAAGUUUUAAAGAUAUCUUGUCCACCGUCAGUAAUUUAGCCAUGAAGGGAUGUCUUUUCUUGGGAGAACUUCCUGUCUGGCUGGCUGAAAUUGAUGUUGGAGACCAGUCUGCCAUAAAGAAGUGGCUUGACGAUCUAUUUAUAAGCUAUGGUUUUCGGGUUAAGAUGAUUGAAUAUGAUGAAGUUGCACGAAACCUCAGUAAAAAUUCUGCAAAAAGAGCGUCAGGAGUCAGCACGAGCAUACUUUUUGUUGCAGAGCAUCUACGCUUCUCUGAUGAUCAGGUGGAAAUCUGGAGGACAGAAUUUCAGAGAAUAGAGGAAGAAGGGGAUGAAGAAGGGUUUGAGGAGCUGUAGGGAAGUUAGUAGAGUUUAUUCCUUUGGGGGAUCAGUAUUUUAACUCUCUGUUUUUGGAAUGCCAGCCCUAUACUAUUGCCUUUUUGCUAUAUUUUUACUUUUUCUUUAAAGAUUAUCAGGUCAACCAAGCAGCAAUGUAAAUCACGAUUUUCUCAGUUCCAAAAUUCUAAUAUUUAUCUGUCAAUGUUAAUGUCA
This is a messenger RNA of Solanum dulcamara, 1310 nucleotides long. Its product is annotated as O-methyltransferase 1, chloroplastic. The coding region runs from base 177 to 1115 and encodes 312 amino acids. Gene Ontology annotation, molecular function: methyltransferase activity. The record is from RefSeq and is a predicted model, not a curated record. The transcript has 7 exons. Gene Ontology annotation, biological process: methylation. Lineage: Eukaryota; Viridiplantae; Streptophyta; Magnoliopsida; Solanales; Solanaceae.